GGACCCUCCAGGGCCUCCACUGUCUAAGGUUCUGGGAGGACUGCGAAGAGGAGGGAGGUGAAGGUGGUCGUGACGUCGGUGAGGAGAGCACUACAGCUAUCUGUCUGUCCGACUCCGGCGAUGGCGAUGCUGCUGCUGCUCCUGCCGCUGGUCAUCCAGCUGGCCGCCCAAGGAGCCGCUGCCAUUUGUCCGCCGCCCGGAUCGGUGAAGAUUGAAUCGUUCAGCUAUCUAGGAAGCGGCUGUCCUCUGGGGACUGCUGUCGGCGACAUCUCGAGCGACGGCCAGGCGCUGACGGUCAUGUUCAGCAAGUACUUCGCUACCACGGACAAAUUGCUGACGGACCGGAGACGGAACUGCGUGGUAACGGUCAGUCUGAGCUAUCCCGGAGGGUUUGUCGUGUCGGUGGGGACGGUCACAAUGCGUGGGUACCUGAAGCUGGACGCGGGCGCCGUGGGGACCAUUCAGACGUGGUACUACUUCUCCGGGCUGCCAGGGACGGCUCGCUUCGUGCGCAACUUCACAGGAGUGGUCGACAAAAACUUCGAAGUCACGGACAAGUUCCUCACCCUGGUUUACAGCAGUUGCGGCGUGUUCAGGAACCUCAACCUCGCCUCGGAAGCCCGGGUGAUCCCCGGCCCCGGGUAUCCGGCCAAGGGAAAUGGACUUGUUGAAAUUGACUCUCAGGAUCUGUCCGUCCGCCAAGUCUGGAAUCUCGUCUGGCAGAAAUGCUAAGCCAUGGCAGACAUGAGCUCGUCUGGGAGGCCGCAAAGUAGAAGGGGAGGGAAGGGGCGGUUGGGGGGCGACAAGUAGUGGGAAAGGUGAGUCUAGGGUCCAAGAAACCGGUCGGCGGCAGUUGGAGAGGCCGUCCGAUUAGGAGUGAGUGGGGGCGCGCAGGAGCUCGCGAGUGUCGGGAAGUAGUCCACUGGCGGAACCCUCCUAUGAUGCCCGCAAUUCGGCCCGCAGCGUGGGACUCGCAGCUCCGUACGAGGCGUAAUGUCAUACACGUGAUUCUGUUUUCACUCUGUUCAGGUCUAGGAGUUGUGUGGGUCUUGUAUGCAGAAGGCACAUCAGACACAAGUUAUGAUACACGUAAUUUGGAUUUCAGGUAAACCGGUAAUAGUAAAGUCAGUCUUUCUGU
Molecule: messenger RNA, 1138 nt
Organism: Chara braunii
Lineage: Eukaryota; Viridiplantae; Streptophyta; Charophyceae; Charales; Characeae
Source: the annotation of a GenBank genome assembly